This is a messenger RNA of Harmonia axyridis, 1155 nucleotides long. RefSeq lists its product as uncharacterized. The record is from RefSeq and is a predicted model, not a curated record. The transcript has 2 exons. Lineage: Eukaryota; Metazoa; Arthropoda; Insecta; Coleoptera; Coccinellidae. Bases 16 to 888 code for a protein of 290 amino acids.
UAAUUCAUUUUGAAAAUGGAGGGUUUGAGAACUCCAACUACAAUGGAGUUUUCUGGAAACAUUUCAAAGGAUUGGUCCACGUGGAUACAAAAAUUUAACCUGUACAUGAAAGCAUCAGGAAAAGACAAAGAAGAGGAUGAAAGUAUAAAAGUUGCGAUACUUUUGCAUUUAAUUGGCGACGAGGGUAUUGAAAUCUAUAAUACAUUCAAGCUAAGAAGUUCAGCGAAAUUAGCAGAUGUUAUAGACAAAUUCAAGAAAUAUUGUGAACCUAAAAAGAAUUUGAUUUACGAGAGAUACAAAUUCUUAAGCUGGAAUCAAAAAGAGGGACAAUCGUUGACGCAAUAUAUAUUAGAAUUGAAAACCAAGGUAGCAACGUGCGAAUAUGAAAAGGACAUGGAAAUGGUGAGAGACAAGCUGAUAAUGGGGAUUUGUGACAACCACCUUCGGGAAAAAUUACUACAAAUUGAAGAUUUGACCAUGGCAAAAGCAGAAGAAAUUUGCCAAAUUUUCGAGACAAGUCGCAAGCAGACAACGGAAAUGGGCAAUAAAGGAAUGGAAACGGCAAUGGAUGCAAUCCAGGAAUAUUCACGGAAAAAUCGAGGAAACUUUGAGCGGAAUAAGAUAAGUAACUCAAAUUUUAAUAAAAAGAAUCAGGUCCAUUUAAUUUGUAAAAAAUGCAAUUUGAAUCAUGAAAAAAAUAAAUGUCCAGCAUAUGGUAAAAUAUGUAGAUUUUGCAAGAAAAUGAAUCACUUUGAAACUUGUUGUAUAAAAAAGAAGUUCCUUAAAUCCAAGAAAAGAGAGGUUAAUGAAAUAAAUGAAGAAUUCAUAGAUUCCGAUUCUAGUGAUAAUUUUUUGCUUGAAACUAAAUAUAGUAGAGACAGAAAAUGACAUAGUUGAAAAUAUUUCUGAAUUAAACAUUAGAAAUGAAAUAACUGAAAAUGUUAAGAUUAAUGAUAAAAUUGUGUGUUUUAAGGUCGACACUGGAGCUCAAUGUAAUAUUCUGCCUGCCAAUGUUUUUCAAAGUCUGAUAAAGAGCAAGAAAAGUGGUUCAGGGCUACAAAUAAACAAAAAUCAGAAAGUGAAUUUAGUUGCUUACGGUGGAAGCAAGCUGGAUGUAAGAGGAUCCAUACAUAUUAACUGUAAAAUAAAGAAUAA